AUGGCGCGAGGACCGGCAACACACGUACAAGAAGGGCCUUGUAUUCACGUGACGCGUAACACGCCAGGACGGUACGUUGGGCUUAGGUUGUUGGCGUACUAUGUGUUCGCCGUACCUUUGUGCCUUGCCUUGCUGUGUACUGCAUCGCGUGCGGCCGUGAGAUCUCCAGAGUGCCCACCACCUACACUGAAAGUACUCAAGCUGAAUCUUCCUCUUCCCGUUUCUAUGAGCUUUCCAGCAGCAGUGACUGCCGGAUUCCGUUCUUCGCUGUGGUCACGUCGUUCACGAGGGGGCACCGCUGUACAGAUUCAGGUGGUUGAGAAGGAUACAUCAGUUGAUGCAUAUGCGGAUACAUUUGACACCGCAAUGGCUGCCCACAGCGAUAUUUUUGCGGUAGUCAGUCAUUUCGGUGAUGGAUACUUACAGAAAGCCUUGCCUUCUCUAGAAAAGCAUAACGUGGUAUCUUUUGCCCCGUUCACCGGUUCACAUCGGGCACGCGGGUGGAACCGCUUCUUGUAUUUUGUGCGCGGCGAGCCUGCAGCGGAGCUCCUGGCGCUUAUCCGCUACACAGUUAAUUUUCUUCGUGUGAGGCGGCUAGGUUUCAUGUAUCUCAAAGGUGUGUCCUUUGGUGACGAUGAAUACGCACAGACCACACGGGUUAUCCGGAUGAUGGGCUACACGCUAUGUGGCGUGUUUACUCUAAACAGUUCUCUGAAGACUCCAAAUGAAGACGCUACUUUUGACGCUGCCUGGGAACCAUUUGUGACCACACGCCCGCAGGCUGUGCUUGUGUUUGGUUCCCCCAUAAAAGACACCGAGACCUUCAUUACGCGAAUGCUGACGGACAAACGCACCGCUAGUGUCUACAUCCUGGCUCCCUCAUUGCUACAAAAUAUGAUUAUAUCCAAAUGGCGUGAAGCUGAAACAAGUGGCGCCCCCUUUAUUCCAGGUCAGGUCAUUACGACAGGUACGAACCCACUUGCGAAGGACACACGAUACGAGGCCAUCAAACGCUUCCAGAGUGUGAUGCAGGAAUACCUUAAAAACAACGAGAAUAAGGGUUACAAUACCACCGAGCACUUUCUGGAGGACGAUACCGACGGUGAAAUGAUGGUUGCUGGUUGGAUUGCCGGUGAGGUGCUAUCGCAGGCGACGGACAACCCUGAAUGCGCAAGGACCAAAACAGCGUUUUCGAGAUGCCUCUUCACCCAACGCCGGUAUUUGAUCGAUGAUCUUGUUAUCGGUGACUACGGUGAUGAGUGCAGUGCUAUUGCUGAGUCGCAGGGUGCUAUCUGCCGCUGCAAUCAGGGUGGGCGGACGGUCUACAUGAAGCGUCUUGUGAAGGGGUUCCGCGCUGAGGUGAUAAAAGAAGGGACACUUACAUUAAAAUCAAGUGAGUGCCAGGCAUACAAACUUAAUCUAUUGCCUCCGCUGUGUGUAAGUACUCUAAUGUUGGAGGACAGUCCUGUUGCGCUACGUGCAGCUCGAUGCAUGAGAACGGUAUUGAAUGAAAAUUUGAUCUUUGACGACUCCAGUGGUGGCGACGUAUUCUUUUCAAUUAAGGCACUUCGCUCAACGCAGGAUACUGCACGCGAUGCAUUAUUGAAGGAAAUCGAGAAACGAUACAUUCACGUUGUUGGUGGUGUCACUACGGAGUCUCUACUUGAAUUCCAGAAUGUGACGUUCAUUGAUCCGUUGCUUCUUGAACCACGGCUGAACACUUUUCGCCGGCACGUUAUCCGCCUGUCCCCGACGCUGGAGCAGGAUUUCUUUGUGCUUGCGCAGUACCUUGGCAGCACG
Molecule: messenger RNA, 1800 nt
Organism: Trypanosoma grayi
Lineage: Eukaryota; Euglenozoa; Kinetoplastea; Trypanosomatida; Trypanosomatidae
Product: receptor-type adenylate cyclase
Exons: 1
Source: RefSeq, a predicted model, not a curated record